Capsicum annuum is the source of this 1524-nucleotide messenger RNA. RefSeq names its product mitochondrial import receptor subunit TOM40-1. Gene Ontology annotation, biological process: protein import into mitochondrial matrix. The transcript is spliced from 11 exons. NCBI's taxonomy places the organism in Eukaryota, Viridiplantae, Streptophyta, Magnoliopsida, Solanales, Solanaceae. The coding region runs from base 166 to 1104 and encodes 312 amino acids. Gene Ontology annotation, molecular function: transmembrane protein transporter activity. Gene Ontology annotation, cellular component: mitochondrial outer membrane; mitochondrial outer membrane translocase complex. The record is from RefSeq and is a predicted model, not a curated record.
GGGUUCUGCCAAACUUAUUUCAGGGGUUUUGUGAGGGUUUUAUCCUACCGAUCGCUUUCACUGCUCUACUCUCUCCCUCUCGCAAAAAAGAAGAAGAAAAAAACAUCCACUUUUUCUUCUUAAAUUGCUGUAUUUUUUGCUUUUCACAUUUUGAUUAUUUACGAAAUGGCCACUCCUGUCCCUCCGGCAACUGCAGAUUCUCCGGCAGGUUCAAAGCCGACGGUAAUCGAACCGGAGAAAGUCGAUUACUUCAACUUGCCUUGUCCUGUUCCUUACGAAGAAAUUAAUCGUGAAGUUAUAAUGUCUUUAAAGCCUGAACUUUUUGAAGGCAUGCGCUUCGACUUCACCAGAGUACUUAAUCAGAGAUUUUUUCUCAGUCACAGUGUUUUCAUGGGUCCCACGGAACUUCCUACUCAGUCUAUGGAUGUAGUCAAAAUUCCCACAGCUCACUAUGAGUUUGGUGCCAACUUUAUAGAUCCAAAGCUGAUGCUACUUGGGAGAGUAUUGACGGACGGUAAAGUGAAUGCAAGGGUGAAGUGCGAUUUGUCUGAGAAUCUUGCAAUGAAGGCCAAUGCUCAGCUAACAGGCGAGCCACACAUGUCGCAUGGCAUGGUUAAUUUUGAUUACAAGGGUAAAGACUGCAGAACACAGUUUCAAUUCGGGAAUGGCGCAUUAUUUGGAGCCAGCUACAUCCAGAGUGUCACUCCGCAUUUGGCUCUAGGUGGUGAAGUGUUCUGGGCUGGUCAGCAUCGGAAGUCUGGCAUUGGCUAUGUUGCUCGCUACAACACAAAUAAGAUGGUUGCUACAGGGCAAAUUGCUAGCACUGGAAUAGUUUCACUGGGCUAUGUUCAGAAAGUUUCUGAAAAGGUGUCUCUGGCAUCAGACUUUAUGUACGACUAUAGGUCUAGGGAUGUUACUGCAAGUGUUGGUUAUGAUUACAUCCUUCGGCAGUGUCGUCUUAGAGGAAAGAUUGAUUCCAACGGCUGUGUUGCUGCUUUCCUGGAAGAACGGCUCAAUAUGGGCCUUAAUUUUAUCCUUUCUGCCGAGAUUGAUCAUAAAAAGAGAGACUACAAGUUCGGAUUCGGACUGACACUAGGAGAGUAGAAGAGGCAGUCAGUUUAGACAAGGACAAAUUUUUAGUUGAUCAAUAUCCGUUGAGUUAAAAGCAUCGUAGAUGAUUCAUUUCCUCAAUGAGAAUGAAAGCAUCAGUUUUGUAAUUUUACUGAGCAACAUGCUAUAGAGCAUCAGGUGCUGCAACUAAUCAGCAGUAGUUGAUUUUGCAAUACUGGGGGUUUAUUGUUCAAUAUUUUCAACAAUAUGGUCAUCGAAUGUUGUAGAGUUAGAUUAAUUCAGAAAGAAAUAUAGUUCUGAUUUAGUGUUAGCAAUAGUGGCAUGGCAUUUGCCUACUGGACCACUAGAUGUUUGCCAGUAUUUCUUCUAAAGGUGGAAAUUCAUAUACUUCGGCUUGUUUGGCCAUGAAAAUUGUGAUUUUUUUCUCUUAAAACAUAGUUUUUGUUUACAAAG